This is a messenger RNA of Thunnus maccoyii (southern bluefin tuna), 3030 nucleotides long. It is a transcript of the gene naa35, whose product is annotated as N-alpha-acetyltransferase 35, NatC auxiliary subunit. The record is from RefSeq and is a predicted model, not a curated record. Gene Ontology annotation, cellular component: NatC complex. Gene Ontology annotation, biological process: N-terminal peptidyl-methionine acetylation. Bases 99 to 2273 code for a protein of 724 amino acids. The transcript has 23 exons. Lineage: Eukaryota; Metazoa; Chordata; Actinopteri; Scombriformes; Scombridae.
GGUGGCCUAUGUCGUCACAUUUGUGCGCCUUACACUCUACAGUCUUCGAAGAGAUCUUCAUUAGCUGCAUGGUUAAUACACAAUAGUACGCAGUCAACAUGGUGAUGAAGUCAUCAGUUGAGGAUGAUGAUGCUGGCUGGGGGCUGGGCAUCCCAGAAAAGAUGAAGAACAAUGCCAACUGGGUUGAUAUUACGCAUGAAUUCAAGGGUGCAUGCAAAGAAUUGAACCUUGGGGAGCUGCUUCAUGACAAGCUGUUCGGCCUGUUUGAGGCCAUGUCAGCCAUAGAGAUGAUGGAUCCUAAGAUGGAUGCAGGAAUGAUUGGAAACCAGGUCAACAGGAAAGUGCUCAACUUUGAACAAGCUAUCAAGGAAGGUGCUAUCAAGGUGAAAGACCUUAGUCUUCCUGAACUCAUCGGGAUCAUAGACACAUGUUUCUGCUGUUUGAUCACGUGGCUGGAGGGCCACUCCCUGGCGCAGACUGUGUUCACCUGUCUUUAUGUCCAUAACCCCGACCUGAUUGAGGAGCCAGCCCUCAAAGCCUUUGCCCUGGGCAUCCUGAAGGUGUGUGACAUCGCCCGAGAGAAAGUCAACAAGGCUGCUGUGUUCGAGGAGGAGGAUUUCCAGGCCAUGACCUAUGGCUUCAAGAUGGCUAAUAAUGUAACAGACCUGCGGGUGACAGGUAUGCUGAAAGAUGUGGAGGAUGAGUUACAGAGGAAAGUUAAGAGCACACGCAGUCGACAAGGUGAGCAGCGAGAUCCGGAGGUUGAGCUAGAGCAUCAGCAGUUCUUGGCACUUUUCAAUAGAAUCAAGUUCACACGACUUCUGUUGACUGCACUGAUCGCCUUUACCAAGAAAGAGACCAGCUCGGUGGGUGAGGCCCAGAAGCUUGUGGCUCAGGCUGCUGACCUCUUAUCAGCCAUUCAUUCCAGUAUUCAGCACGGCAUUCAGUCACAGAAUGACACCACUAAAGGAGAUCACCCUAUCAUGAUGGGCUUUGAACCCCUGGUCAACCAGAGACUGCUGCCACCUACCUUUCCUCGCUACGCCAAGAUCAUUAAGAGGGAGGACAUGGUGGCCUAUUUUGGCAAACUCAUAGAGCGCAUCAAGACUGUUUGUGAUGUGAUCAACACCACCAAUUUACACGGCAUACUGGACUUCUUCUGUGAAUUCAGUGAACAGUCUCCCUGCGUGCUUUCUAGAUCUCUACUUCAGACAACGUUCCUGAUAGAUAAUAAGAAAGUGUUCGGCACCCACCUGAUGCAGGACAUGAUUAAAGAUGCUCUCAGAUACUUUGUCAGCCCACCUGUCCUCUCUUACAAGUGUUGUCUGUUCAACAACCACCAGGCUAAAGACUACAUUGACUCCUUUGUCACACACUGCUCCAGGCCAUUCUGCAGUCUGAUCCAGAUCCAUGGACAUAACCGAGCUCGACAGCGAGACAAGCUGGGUCACAUUCUUGAAGAGUUUGCCACACUGCAGGAUGAGGCAGAGAAGGUGGAUGCAGCACUGCAUAGCUUGCUGAUGAAACUUGAGCCUCAGCGACAGCAUCUUGCCUGUCUUGGCACCUGGAUCCUCUACCAUAACCUGAGGAUCAUGAUCCAGUACCUGCUGAGUGGCUUUGAACUGGAGCUUUACAGCAUGCAUGAAUACUACUACAUCUACUGGUACCUGUCAGAGUUCCUUUACGCAUGGCUGAUGUCCACUCUGAGCAGAGCAGACUCCUCUCAGAUGGCAGAGGAGCGGAUUCUGGAGGAGCAGCUGAAAGGACGCAGCAGCAAAAAGACCAAGAAGAAGAAGAAAGUUCGCCCUCUAAGCAAAGAGAUCACCAUGAGUCAAGCAUACCAGAACAUGUGUGCUGGCAUGUACAAGACCAUGGUAGCACUGGAUAUGGACGGGAAGGUGCGUAAGCCUCAGUUUGAGCUCGACAGCGAGCAGGUUCGCUAUGAGCAUCGCUUCGCCCCCUUCAACAGUGUGGUCACCCCCCCACCUGUGCACUACAUCCAGUUCAAGGAGAUGUCCGAUCUGAAGAAGUACAAUCCUCCACCAGGCUCCGCGGACCUCUACCUGGCAGCCAGCAAACAUUUCCAGCAGGCCAAGCUCAUUCUAGAAAAUGUGCCCAGCCCAGACCCAGAGGUGACUCGUAUACUGAAAGUGGCCAAACCCAACAUUGUAGUUAUGAAGCUCCUGGCCGGAGGGCACAAGAAGGAGACCAAGGUUCUCCCAGAGUUUGACUUCACAGCUCACAAGUACUUCCCCGUGGUCAAGAUUAUCUGAUUCUGCUCUGCGCCACUGGCUGGUAUGAACGUCUCAUCAACCAUAAAGACCAUACUUUCACCUGAACAAGUGUGCAAUGACCCUGAUCCAGUCGCCCUAACUGUAACGUCGUGUAAAGGACCGUUUGAUACACCCGACUCUUUCUACACCCGAAUGAGAGAUGUGACACAUGAAACCCGACCAGAGAACUCACAACUGGACCUUAAAUGAGUGACAAUAUCCACAUCUUCAUCUGUGAAAGUCUUUUUGUGUGUAUGUGUGUGUGUGUCAGAGACAAGCCAAGGUGCUUUUGUGCAAAGAACUGGCCAAUGGUAUUUUUUAUAAGUUGCCUCCAGAACAAUCUUGUGAAGGCUUGAAAAGACUUGCUGUAAUGAUAAUGGGUGCAUAUCAUUAAAUAAUAUGAAAAAAUUAACCUUUCUAUGCAUCUGCUUAUCUGAAUGGGAAUAAGCUUGAAAAAGCCACCUUGUUAUACCUCAGAUGAACAAAUUCACUUGAAUAUUAGAUUGCAGUCAGUCUGUGCUGUGAAACCUUGGCAGGACAAUCUGCAUAACUUAUUUUAUUGUCUGAACUUUAAGAUUUUAGUGAUCCAAAAUUGAUAGCUAACAGCCAUGGGGGAGAUACCUUCCAGGCCUCAAAAAUAAUCCAACAAUCCCAGAAGACAGAAAGCUGCAACGAUCACGCAUCUCUGCAACAAUUACAUUUUUUUAUUGUGAUAUUAAUGUUCAUUUCUGUCAUUAAAUUUCUUAUUGGAAAAGAA